CGAAUUUUGGCACCAAGUGAGGCAGACAUGAGGGUUCCUGUGCUGAUAUUGUGUGUGCUGGGCUAUGCCUGUGCCGGCCCCAUUGCACAGGAGGAAUCUGUGCUAAGGGUCUUCGUGAAUAACUUUGUGAACUGCAUCAAUAGUGACUUAAGCCUGUGUUUGAAGGAGCACGCACUCAAAGCGACGGAAAGAUUGAGCGCGGCACGGAAACUCGACCUGGUUGAAGGUGUGACCCUCAUCAACAAUGAGCCUCGUGAAGCCAAGAGCCUGGACAUCCUGUCUUCGGACCCUAAGGAGAGGAACCAGCAGAUCACUGAGCGGCUUUGGACAACCACGUCAGAGCUGCUGAGGAAGAGUGACUUGGAGGUCAGCUUUGCUGAUGAUGCGGCUGACGAGAAGGAAUCCAGAGCCAUCGAUGACGUUGAAGAAAGCCGCGGCAAAAAGAAGAAGCUCAAGAAGAAGUUGAAGUUGCUUCUUCCCCUCGCCAUCCUCGGUAAGAUCAAGGCCAUCAUCCUGAUCGUUGGAGCCUUAUUGGUCAUCGCCGCCUCCGUCUUCAAGAUUGCUCUGCUAGCCAAGCUUGCCUUCGUCGCCAAGAUCAUAGCUAUCAUCAAAGCGCUGAUAGCCAAGAAGUCCUCUCAUCAUGUCGAGGAAGUCUGGGCCAGUCCAGCCUAUGAGGAGCACGGCCAUGGACAAGGUGGAUGGGAGUCCAACGGCUGGUCCAGGUCAAGGAACGAAGCGUCCAACCUGGCCUACUCGGCAUACAACCAGUAA
Aricia agestis (brown argus) is the source of this 771-nucleotide messenger RNA. RefSeq lists its product as uncharacterized. The record is from RefSeq and is a predicted model, not a curated record. Lineage: Eukaryota; Metazoa; Arthropoda; Insecta; Lepidoptera; Lycaenidae. The coding region runs from base 28 to 771 and encodes 247 amino acids. The transcript is spliced from 3 exons.